Episyrphus balteatus (marmalade hoverfly) is the source of this 5266-nucleotide messenger RNA. RefSeq lists its product as uncharacterized. Gene Ontology annotation, molecular function: kinase activity; protein binding. NCBI's taxonomy places the organism in Eukaryota, Metazoa, Arthropoda, Insecta, Diptera, Syrphidae. The transcript has 15 exons. The record is from RefSeq and is a predicted model, not a curated record. The coding region runs from base 989 to 5176 and encodes 1395 amino acids.
AAACUGAAAUAAUAAUCCAAAAUACCUACACAGUUUGUUUGUGUGUGUGUAUGUUUUCUCAAAGCCAUAUACAAAAGGAUUUUAUUCAAAAGUGUUAAGGAUAAUCCAACUGAUUGUCAAGUGCAUUGUUUAGCGCGAGGAUGAAUAUAAAUUCAAAUUCCUCUACACACGUUAACGUUUAUAGUGAAUGAAAAAUCCAGACGAUUUGUUGUUGUGUGAUGGUUUAGUGUAAAAGUGCAACAAACUUUGCCCUGAUGAGUGCUUGUAUAGGCUAUUGAUCCUUAUUUGCGUAACAAUCGCCAGUCAUGCAAAUUAUUCCAUCGUAUACUACCUUUGCACUAGUAUAAAAGAGGAUGUGGUAUUGUGGGUGUUUCUGUUUAGACAUUAAAAUUGUAGUAAUGAUAAAUUUUUAUUGAGGUAGAUUCAAUUAUCUAACGGUUAUUGUUGUUUUUGAGUUCUCGAUGUAUUGGUAUAAUAUAAAGUUUCGGUCAAAAUUGUCUAGGAGAUUGCACGAUAGACAAUAAAGGAUUCAGUGCUUUUCCAGAGCGAUAUGGUGAAUGACUUUCCUGGAAAGCCAGCGCUACAAAUUUCUAUUCGUGAGCAAUGUGAUAAAUUUAAGUGACAGUUUUCUAUAAAAAAAACAAAUAACAAAAAACAAAAAAAUUAUACCUAAGGACAGAACGUGGUGAUUGUUUUGAUAAAAAAAGUAGCAAUUUUUUACUGACUUCCAUUCCAACGACGAAAGCCGGUCAUUUCGGUAUGAACUUUUGAAAUGUCACCAAUGCAUCAUCAUCAUCAUACUUACUAUGCAUGGAUGGAAAUUUUUUCAAAUAUGGAGACUUAAUUAUUAGUAUAUUGUUCGCGAAAGACUGUUUUGUUUCAUUUGUGGUUUAUUUGUGUCAGUGCAGUGAGAGGUGGAAUUUAAAACUUUGUAAAACUUAAUUAGUAACUUUAUUUGUGCAAUUCCAGUUACAAUUCCAGUGUAAUUAUGCCGCCCAAGAGGAAAAAACGAUUUCAUGGAUUGUAUUAUCAUUCGUCACCUCCCAGAGUUUUACCAAUGAAUGCCCAAGCACCAGUUGAAACAAAAAAGAAGAGUGCUGAUGAUUUUUCCAUACGAUUGUCCACUAUUCGAAUAUGGAUGCACGAAAAAGAUAUUGGAAAAUUGACAAGGGUCUUGUGGGCGGGUCAAGGAAACCGAUUGCGACAGCAAGCGAGUACAAAUCCAAAAGUAAAGCGUUUUUUAGCAGCAGUUCCAUAUGUCAUGAAUUCAAUUAAGGAUGUGCAUCAAUCAGUUGUGGACAAUAGCUUGGAGACUCUUCAAGCUACAAUGGAAUCAAAUGUUCCACCAACUUUGAUUACGUGCAAGGAUGCGAACGGAUUGAAUGUGAUACAUAAAGCAGCUGGGUUGGGACAUUACAUGAUGUUGGAGUAUUUAUUGAGUAUUUGGCCAGAUGGCGCUCAUGAGACAGAUAUGACUGGAAAGACGGCCUUGCAUUGGGCUGCUAGUGCUAAAAAUAAUAUGCGGUGCUAUACUCUUCUUACGCAAGCUGGAUGCGAAGAAGAUGCCUUAGAUUAUAAAAUGAAAACCCCACUUUACUACAAGCAAAAGCACAACGAAAUUGAACGAUCCUUCCUAACACAGGUGCCAGAGGCACCACGUGUUUCACAGGAUAUUCCCGUUGAUUGGGAGGCAUUGGCUAGUGAUGAUAGUGAUGAUAGAAAGAAACCAGAUAUAAUUAUUCCAAAUGGUAGGAGAAAGUCUGAUAUAUUGGGAAAUAGUGUUAAUCUUUUGACAUCACGCUCGGAAGCUAAUAGUAUUGAGAAUACUUCGGAGCCGGAUCUUUUUCAAGGAGACAAUACCAAUGAUGAACAUCAUGAACCACAAAUCGAAGAACCUAAAUCCAAUGAUGAUACAAAAAAUCCAUUAGAAAAUGGUCAUAUGACAAAUAGUGAAGUAGAAAUUUCAGAAUCCGAGCCUGCAAGCCCACCAGAAACUCCAGAAGAAACUCAAGAAGAAGAAGAAACCCAAAAUGAAGAAGAAGAACUUGAAGAAAAAGAACCUGAAAAACUUUCAGAAGAUGAGAAUGUUGGGAAUACUUUGAAUGAUCAGAAUAACAAUGAGGAAGAAAGUGGUGUUGACAAAGCAGAAGAAGACAAAUCAAGUGACAAUGUUGAAAAUAUUAAAAAUGGCGAUGAAAAAGAGGCUAUUGAAGAUGAAGGUCACAAGGAGAAGGAAAAUGAAGACAAAAAGGACGAAGAAAAUCAAGAAAAAGGUGAUACUGAAAAUAAAGAAGCUAAUGUUGAAGACGACAAAAAAGAAGAAGUGAAAGAAGAAAUUGAAACUAAAGAGAAAAAUGAUGAAGAAAAUGAAGACACAGAAAAAGAGGUAGAAAAUGAUAAAGAAAAGACUGAUGUAACCGAUAGUAUUAAGGACAACGAUGAAACAGAUAAAGAUAAUGAUAAAACUAAGGAACAAAUAACUAAUGAAGAAGAAGAGGAGAUAAAAAAAGAAUCAGAUGAAAAACCGAGUGCUGAAGAAAUCACUGAAAGCUCUAAAGAACAAGUCGAUGAAAAUCCGAGUGCUGAAGAAGUCACUGAAAGCUCUGAAAAAGAAGUUGAAAAUGAAUCUUCAUCACCUUCAACAGAAAAGACCGAAGUGGAAGAUAUAAAAACAAAAGAAACUCAAAUUGAAACAACAGAUUCAAAAGAUCAGCCAUUGGAAGAAACACCAUCAUCGCCAUCGGAAGUUUCUCAACCAGAAACCCAAUCAGAAGAAAAACAAUCAAAAGAACCUUCAACUGAAGAAACUCUUUUAGAACAAUCUUCCUCAGAAGAAAUUCAUGUAGAAACUCCUGAAGAAAAACGACCACAAUCAAAGAAAUCUGAAACUGGUUCAUCUAAUUCAGCUGACUCUCAUUCUCAAAAAUUAGAAAAUGAAACUGAUGAAAUAAAGAUCAAUGGAAAUCAUAGUUUUAAAGAUGGAAAAACUUCUAAAGAUGAAAAACAUAAAGAAGAUAAGAAACAUGAAGAUGACGAUGAAGAUGAUGAUGAUGAUCAGGAUGUAGAGAUUGAACGAAUCGACACAUCACGAUCACACCAACAAACUGAUGAAAAUGAAAAUAAUCCCGAGUUUGAAGAUAAGAUGACAUCUGAUUCACCAACAUCUUCAUUGGCCAUAGAAGGAUUUGUUCGUGGUGAUUCCGAGGAUAAUCAAGUUCAGUCAGAAAGUGCAGCUUACUUAGAUGAUGAAGAACGGUAUAUUGAAGCAAUAAUAAAUUCUGGUGAUAUGGAACAACUUGCUGCACUUGUCUUAAAUGGUGAUGGCAAAAAGAUUUUAAAUAGAAAAUCUUCAAAGCCAGAAAUUCAAGCAUUUUUAACAAAUGUACCAGCUUAUAUGGAUAAAAUAUCACGAGUACAUGAAGCAGCUAGACAAGGAACUUUAUAUCAGUUGCAAGCUGCAUUGGAUAGACGAAAAUUCGCAAUUGCCAAAGACGAAAUGUCACCGUGUGGCGCAUCGCCACUUCAUGUUGGGGUUCUGUUUGGACACUCAGAUAUUGUACGUUAUCUAGCUGGACGAUUCCCGGAAACAACUAGCGCCGUAGAUGAUGACGGUCGAACAGCACUUCACUAUGCUGCAACAAUAAACGACAAUGGACAUUUCUUCAACCUGCUAUCGCAUUUGGGAGGCAAUCCGAAGGCAACCGAUAAACUUGGGAAUACAGCCGAGUUUUAUAUGAAUGAUGAGAGGGCUAAGAAUGUCCUUACGUACAGGCAAUUGUUGAAACGAUUCGGUGCCGAAACCCUCGAGGAUGAAAUGCUUAGCGAUCAAGUUCCGGACGACUUGCACAGUUCUCGUAGAAAUAUGCUGGACAUGGAUGUAGCCACAACCUUGGAGCGAUGUUUUUCGGUUAUUCAAGAAUCUAGCAAAUGCUUGAGCAGUGCAACAGCUUCUGCUAUAGCAACUCAACGAAGACCCAGAAGUGCCUCAUCUCAACCAUUGACAGUAACAAGUUAUUUGGGUAAAUUUCUUCGACGAAGUGUAUUUGAUAAAAUCAAGAAACGUCAAACCCGGUUGGAUCAUAAUUUAUUCGAUGUAAUUUGGCCAGCAAUGCGAAAAACAAUACGAGAACGAAGAUUUGACGAAGAUUUAAACCUAGGUGUUAUAGCUCCCGAUUAUGAUGUUUAUGUAGUUUUUCAAGAGUUUCUUGUACCACUGAUAAAAGAUAUUCACUGUCUUAAUAUAAGUAGUGACUUUAAGCCACAUCCAAGAAUUGCCUAUUUUCCAAUUGCAAAUGGCGAACGAAUGACUCAUUUGCCAUUUGUACUGAACGAUGAAUCAAAACUGAUAACACAGUGUUCAAUCGAGUGUUCGAGAAACUUGGAAGGUCUUGAACUACCAUUGAAUUUGAAUGUGGCACAAAUCGAACAAGCUGAACGAGCAAUGAUGGGGAAGAUAUUUACAACGAAUUUCGCGAAAGCUAUUGGAGAUAAGGAAACUGGAAGCUAUUAUACUUUGAAUGAGGUAAUAGAGGAGAAUUCAGUGAUAUUGAAGAUGUUGCAAGAUGCUGGAUUGUUGAUUCCCGAUUUAGAGGUGAAAGAUCGUGCUCAGGAAGCCGAAUGUCUAGCUUACAAUGGUCAGCUGUGGCCCUACGGACGAGGAGUAUUUGUUAAUGCAGAGCAGAAUCUUGCUCUUUGGUUAAAUUGCCAGGAACAUCUUCGAAUAAUUUCAUCAACUGGCAGACUUAAUGCUCCAAAUAUUGGAAUGAUCUAUAGUAAAGUUGGAAGAGCUGUAACCUAUCUUGAAACUCAAUUACAUUUCAAAGAAAGCUAUCUUUUGGGAUAUCUUGCUGCUAGGCCACAUUUCCUUGGAACUGGCCUUAAGAUGACAACAACUAUCCAAUUGCCAAAUUUAAUCAAGGAAGUCGAUAAUCUACGACAUUUGUGUUCAGUUCGAGGACUCUUAAUGAUGAGUAGCCAAUUAAAAAAUUCUGUUCGUCUUGUUAAUAUGCAAAGUUUGGGUGCAAUUGAAUUGUUGCUCUUUAAAGAAUAUUGUACAGCGGUAACGAAUAUUAUUUCUUUGGAAAAAGACAUGUCACUGACUAAUUCUAAACAUAUUGCCUCAAUGUUGGUUAAAAUAUUUAGACGGAAAAAAGAUACUUUAGUUGAUCGAACUUAAAUUAGAAAAUAAAAACAAUAAUCAAAAAUAAACAAUCAUUAUAGUGCCUUAAGAUAAUAAUUUUUAUGUUUAUGUGUGUUUUUUCUUGUG